Messenger RNA from Penicillium cinerascens, 2181 nucleotides. Its product is annotated as putative C6 transcription factor. Bases 1 to 2181 code for a protein of 726 amino acids. Gene Ontology annotation, biological process: regulation of DNA-templated transcription; DNA-templated transcription. The record is from RefSeq and is a predicted model, not a curated record. The transcript has 5 exons. Gene Ontology annotation, molecular function: DNA binding; DNA-binding transcription factor activity, RNA polymerase II-specific; zinc ion binding. Lineage: Eukaryota; Fungi; Ascomycota; Eurotiomycetes; Eurotiales; Aspergillaceae.
AUGAGUGACAAUUUCCCUCUUCGCCCGUUGUUUCCCGAGGGAGCUUCAGACAUCGCGGAGAACCAAUCGGCCCCCUUCCUUUACGACUGGGCUCUCCCUGGCUACACGCAGCCAACUGCGCUUAGUUUUCCCGCCAAUACCGACCGAUUUCCUGGUCAUGAUGACCCUUCAAACACCGGCAACCAACAUGGGAAUGCGAAAGUCCCCAUCCCGCGAACUUCCUACCCUAGCACCUGGACUACCAACAGCGGGCGAGUCAGUCGCGCAUGCGAGAACUGUCGAGAACAAAAGGCUAAAUGCAGUGGUCACCGCCCCGCUUGUCAACGAUGCCAGGAUGCGGGGAUGCCGUGUUCGUAUGGCGAUCGGAAACGCGAGAAAUUGCUAAAGCAGCUGGACGAUCUUACCACACAAGUCAGCACAUAUGAAAAUCUACUGCGAGAGAUCUACCCGAAACUUGAUUCUCCAUUGGCCCAACGUGUUGAUCAGACACUAGGAGGCCAAUUACUUAAAACAUCGAGUACAUCUGGUCCUCCAGAGGCCGGGUCUUCUGGCUAUUACUUGGCGACAAUUGAUCACACCGAGGAGGAUUUCAAUCGCGAUGAAAAGAUUCAGGCGAUGGGUUUUGUGGGCGAGCAUUCGGAGAUGUCUUGGCUGUACAGACUCAAACGAGACCUCGAUCAAGAAAGCGCAACCCCCGCCAGCGAUAACCCCGAUCGGCCAUCUAUCUCAUCCCUGAACUAUUUUCAAGACGACCGCGAGAUCUCGAUCCUCAUCAACGUGGACCCGAUGCAACGGCCUCCGCAAGACAUUGCUGACAAGCUCGUUGACAACUACUUCCAAGCAGUGCAUCCCGCCUUUCCUGUCAUUGGCAAGGAGAUUUUUCUGAGCCAGUACCGGUCUUUCUACUCCAGUGCGAAUGUGCGCCCUGGGAAAAGGUGGCUGGGAGUGCUGAAUCUGAUCUUUGCCAUCGCGGCGAAAUACUCACUGCUAGCAGAAAGUCAACCCCUGGUGAAUCCCGAUGACGAUUUGGUGUUUUUUGCCCGGGCUUGGCGGCUGAGUAUUAGAAACGUGGCUUUGCUGGAUCAUCCCAAUCUGCAGCAGGUGCAGGUCGAAGGGCUAGCGGCGUUCUACCUCCUUUCCACUGGUCAAGUCAAUCGGUCAUGGCGAAUUAUUGGGAUUGCGAUUCGAUCUGCGGUGGCGAUGGGUCUCAACCUUCGUAGCGACACCGAUAGUAUUGCACAUUUAUCCAAGGAGACGCGCUACCGCGUGUGGUGGGCGCUGUUCACGUUGGAUACGGUGCUGUGCGUGAUGACCGGGCGUCCGCCCAGCACCGACGACGUGUUCUGCACCACACCACUUCCAAUUCCCUAUCGAGAAGAGGAUUUCUGGGACGAGGAAGUUGUACAACUCAUCACCGACCAGGGCAUCCGAAACUACCUGAUGGGCUCCCUUCUUUCCCCUCGCGACGCUUCCGGAUUCGUCAACACCUCAAACGAUCGCAUUUCUUCCGCCCCCCAUGAAUUAGACAAAGUGACACCCAACAUCUCGUUGUAUUUCCUGUACGCAGUGGACCUGGCGUUCCUCAUGCGGCAGGCCAUCGAGAUGCUCUGCGCGACGAUCCUGGGGGAAAUGGAGUUGGCGAUCAAUUCCUUCAACACCCAUGCGGACAACUGGCUCGCCCGUCUCCCAACAGAGUUCACCUUUACAAAAUUGGACACCUCUCUUCCAUUCGUGCGCCAACGCGCCAGUCUCGCAUUCCGAUUCUACACUACCAAGCUCGUCAUCUCCCAGCCCUGUCUUCGCCGCCUCGCAAACCAACCUACCACCUCAUCCUUGGGAUCAACUUGUGAUAAAAUGGCAGCCAUGUGCGUGCAAGUUGCUUCCCAGAUGCUUGAUCUCCUUCCCGACGAGGCCGAUGCAUCCUGGCUUUACGGCGUCUCCCCCUGGUGGUGUAUUUUGCACUACGUUAUGCAGUCUACCACUGUUCUUCUGAUCGAACUCUUCACUCGUUCACAGCCGGAAACUCCUGACGCUGUUCUCCUUGGGAAGAAGGUCCAGAAGGCUGUCCGGUGGCUGCGUGAGAUGUCUACCAAAGAUGAGUCUUCGCAGCGAGCCUGGCUUGUCUGCAAGGAUAUCAUAUCUCGGCACGGCCUGAGAUUCGCCUUGGAGAUCGAUUGCUGA